AUGGCAUCCGACAGCAGCGACAUGGAGCAUUACUUCAGCAUCUUCAAAAACAACAAGGAAUGGGCCUUGUCAAAGCGGAAGGCCGAUCCUGCUUUCUUCGAGAAACUUGCGAGCGGACAAGCGCCCAACUACCUGUACAUCGGUUGUGCUGACAGCCGAGUCCCCGCCAAUGAGAUCAUGGGCCUCGAGGCCGGAGAGGUCUUCGUCCACCGCAACAUCGCCAACCUGGUUCCCAACGUUGACCUGAACGUCAUGUCGGUGAUCAAUUAUGCCGUGCGCCACCUUCACGUCAAGCACAUCAUUGUCUGCGGCCACUACAACUGUGGCGGUGUCAAGGCUGCGCUGACUCCCGCCGACCUGGGUCUCCUCAACCCGUGGUUGCGAAACAUCCGCGAUGUGUACCGUUUGCACGAGAAGGAGCUGGACCAGAUCGCCGAUGCCGAUGCCCGGUACAAUCGACUGAUCGAACUGAAUGUGGUGGAGUCUUGCCGUAAUGUCAUCAAGACUGCUGCUGUCCAGCAGAGCUAUGAGGCCAACGGGUUCCCCAUCGUCCACGGAUGGGUCUUCGACCUGCGCGAUGGCCUGUUGCGGGAUCUUCAAGUGGACUUCAAGACCGUCCUCGCGGAUGUCAAGAAGAUCUAUUCUCUCCCCAAAGAAUAA
Penicillium chermesinum is the source of this 660-nucleotide messenger RNA. Its product is annotated as carbonic anhydrase. Lineage: Eukaryota; Fungi; Ascomycota; Eurotiomycetes; Eurotiales; Aspergillaceae. Gene Ontology annotation, molecular function: zinc ion binding; carbonate dehydratase activity. Gene Ontology annotation, biological process: cellular response to oxidative stress; cellular response to carbon dioxide; carbon utilization. Gene Ontology annotation, cellular component: cytoplasm. The record is from RefSeq and is a predicted model, not a curated record. The transcript is spliced from 2 exons. Bases 1 to 660 code for a protein of 219 amino acids.